Messenger RNA from Vicia villosa (hairy vetch), 306 nucleotides. RefSeq lists its product as uncharacterized. The transcript has a single exon. The record is from RefSeq and is a predicted model, not a curated record. Bases 1 to 306 code for a protein of 101 amino acids. Lineage: Eukaryota; Viridiplantae; Streptophyta; Magnoliopsida; Fabales; Fabaceae.
AUGAAAGAAGGAGAGAAGCUGGAUAGCUUUCUAGGAAGAACCCUCAGUGUGGUGAACAAGAUGAAAUCAAAUGGUGAAAACAUGGAGCAAAGCACGGUGGUCAGUAAGAUACUUAGAUCAUUGACUUCUAAAUUCAAUUAUGUUGUAUGUUCGAUAGAGGAGUCAAAUGAUUUAAGCAUCUUAACCAUUGAUGAACUCCAUGGAAGUCUUCUUGUUCAUGAACAAAGGAUGCAGGAACAUCAAGUGGAGGAACAUGUGUUGAAAGUUGCUCAUGAUGACAGAUUUGGAAGAGGAAGAGGAGGAUGA